AUGGGAGGUGGAAAGGGGAAAGGAGGCAAGAAAGGUGGAGGUAAAGAUGGCAUUGGGCAGCCGCUGCCGCCAUGGAUGCGCAAAGGCGGAAAGAAAGGCGGAGGAGGUGGUGGAGGGAAAGGGUUUGGAGCUGGAAUGGGUGGCAUGGGGCCUUUUGGUAUGAAUGGCAUGGGCCCUGGCAUGGGCAUGGGCAACAUGUUUGGCAUGGGGAUGAACGGAAUGUCACCCUUUGGUAUGAUGCCACUUCAGAUGCAGAUGCCGCAAAUGCCACAAAUGUCGAUGCCUAUGCCUCAGGGACAAAUGAUGAUGAUGCCAAACCCUGCAAUGCAACAAAUGCCUCAGAUGCAAAUGCCAAUGGCGCAACAGGCGCCUGCCCAGACAAUGCAGAUGCCUACCUCAAACUUUGGCAUGCAGAUGCCGGGGCAGCAGGCACUUGGCGCAGCGUCAUCUCCUCAUCAUGACGGAGGUAUGACAGAGGCACCAAAAAGGAUAGUUAUCCGACGAGGCAGCAGCAACAGCAAGGAUGCUGCCUCUUCACCCGAGCUGGCUCCUAGUCCUAGAGAGGAGCCACUCGAGGCAAAGAUGCCAGUCGUGGAACCACGCAGCGCCGGGAGAGAGCCACCGCCACUUCCUCCACCUCUUGCAGAUGGAACGCGGCAGGUCUUGGUCAUGAUCCCGAGGCCAACGACGGCAUCAUCCGAUGGCUUCGGAGAUUUAGAAGAUGAGAAGGUCAAGAUCCCAGAAUUUGGUGUCACUCUCGACUUGCCCGACUGGUACAGGGAGGCACAGGAUGAGCUCCGGCGGCCUCCGCCAAGCUGGCCCCCGCAGGUCCUUAUCGACGUGGGGGCCGACCUGCAGGAGGAAGGGGAGCAUGCCCACGACGAGCCGGCUGGCAUGCGACGUGGAAGCAGGGCCAGCCAUGACACAAAAAGCAGCGCAGACACGACUGCAACGGAUCAGGCCAAGAAGCUUACUCCGUUGCAGGCAGCAAUACAGGCCAGACAAAGGGCGGCAGAAACCAUUGCCGACGAUGCUGAUGAGAAGGCUUCCGCAGCCGGAACCCCAAGCUCAUCGAAGCGCCGAGCGAGUAUGAUACAAUCCCGAAAAUCCAAGCUGUUUCCAUACAUCCUUGUCGUGCUUUUCGCGAAUCAUGUCCACACGAAUGGCCUCAAGACGAUCAGAGAUUGGGCGAGCAAGAUGCAAACGCACUUCGAGGACACAUGUCAGAUGCAGAUGCGAAACUGCAUAUCCUGGCUUGCACGAGCCUUGCGCACGUUCGCUCGAACGCUCAUGGUGGACAGCCAUCGAGGCCUCGAGCUGGCUCCUUCGCGCGGAAGCGGAUUGAAAAUCUUCGACAUAGGCGGUGACGACCUAACUUCUCGACAACGCCUGGCAAUUCGCGCGUAUGUACUCUUUGACAUCCUCUUGACUGGCGUUGAAUCACCUCCGCAGCCGCUCACGCGAUUUCUCAGCCGACUGGCCCAGCCAGAGGGCAUCAUGCUGUAUGUGCCGAAGACGUACUUCACGGAGUCCGAGCGGACCGCGCUCGACUACGACCCCAGGGGAGGCAUCUACUCGCAGCCUCGCUCACGACAGCAUCAGCAGCUGGUGGCUGGUUUCCUCAUCCCGCGAGCUCUGCUCGGCGGCCUGUUCACAAGCUGGAUACGCACGCUCGAAGGUGAUGCCAGUCCUGGUGCAGACCGUAGCAAGAGGAAUUUGCAGACACUUGGGGCGCUGCUGUAUCUCGGCUUCCAGAAGAAGUACGAGCUCCUGAGCAGCGUUCACGAUGUGCCUGGACUGGCAACGGCAACCAGCGAGCGGUUGACACAGUUCGGGCUGGACAAAAGGCUGGUCAGCGAAGUCGCUGAGCUGGUAGAGAAAAUGGUCGUCUUCUUCACCCAGCCAGACGCUAUGAUGUCUGUCGUGCAGCGGGUUCAGUCCAAUCCAUUCACGGCUGGCAAGAUCAAGAUUGCACCCAGAGAGCGUCAAGGCGAAGGUGCUGAAAUGGCAGUUCAAGUUGAUGACGUGCCAGAGGAAGAAGCCCCGAUGACCGGGCAGGAAGCUCAGGGCGUCGGAGCGCAUACAUCCUGGAGCCUGAACUCAGGGACCAACUCACUUCUGUGUUCGAUGCUAAUGUGGUCUCCUUAG
Messenger RNA from Symbiodinium natans, 2148 nucleotides. The record is from the annotation of a GenBank genome assembly. Lineage: Eukaryota; Dinophyceae; Suessiales; Symbiodiniaceae.